Centruroides sculpturatus (bark scorpion) is the source of this 675-nucleotide messenger RNA. RefSeq lists its product as uncharacterized. The record is from RefSeq and is a predicted model, not a curated record. Lineage: Eukaryota; Metazoa; Arthropoda; Arachnida; Scorpiones; Buthidae. The coding region runs from base 1 to 675 and encodes 224 amino acids. The transcript has a single exon.
AUGAGUUGCCUGUAUGUUUUCUUAUCACCAGUGGUAGAGAAGAGUAUAUCUUCACUUUUUGGAUUUGGAAAAGACUAUGCAACUCUAGUUUCAUAUGUUCCUAAAAAAAGAAAAGUUGUCUUAUUGUUGUCAACAAUGCAUCAAAGCAAUGCAAUUGACCCAGAAAUAGGCGAUAAGAAAAAAACCGAAGCUAUAACGUUUUAUAACGCAACAAAGAGUGGAGUAGACACAGUCAAUGAAAUGUCAGGCAGCUACUCUGUUGCAAGAAAAAGUCAGAGAUGGCCACUGACAGUAUUCUAUAACAUGUUGAAUAUAGCAGCAAUAAACACCCUUAUUAUAGUUGCACGUAACAAAAAUCGCAAAUGCCACCCUAUUAUACGGAGAAAGUUCUUGAAAGAGUUAGCUUUAGGUCUGGUAAAGCCCUACAUAAAAUGCCGUUUCAAACCGCCAAAUCUGAACAUAAAGCUAAAAAGUGACAUACUAGAACUUAUAAAAGAACCAGAUGACAAUCCUGAAAAUACAGAAAAAAAUAUAGAAUCUUCAAAUAAAAGAAAAAGGUGUGGAAAAUGCCCAAGGACUGGAAAUAAGACUUCCAAUUACUGUGCAAUUUGUGAAACUCCAAUUUGUGGAAAGCAUGGAAAACUCACAUGUUAUGACUGCCUAAAACAGGCAUAA